Periconia digitata is the source of this 3433-nucleotide messenger RNA. The record is from the annotation of a GenBank genome assembly. NCBI's taxonomy places the organism in Eukaryota, Fungi, Ascomycota, Dothideomycetes, Pleosporales, Periconiaceae.
AGCUGCCCGUGUGAUUACUACUGCUUCAAUUCCUUACUUUUUUCGUCAAUCAGAGCAUUUCAAACUCCAAUGACGGAAUACGAGCCCAUUCCAGGGCCGCCAGGCCUGCCAAUUUUGGGUAAUAUCGGUGAUAUUGAUCCCGCAAACCCUAUGCUGUCUUUCAGUCGCUUGACUGAUACAUAUGGCCCCAUCUGGAAAUUUAACGUCAGAGGAGACCGCGUUGUGAUAGCUUCGCAAGCUUUAAUGCGCGAAGUUGCCGAUGAAUCGAGAUUCAAGAAAAUUGUAGCGGCUGCCUUGGGCCAAGUGCGGAAUGGCACCCAUGAUGGUCUCUUCACAGCCUACGGGCCUGAGGAGAAGAAUUGGGGCAUUGCACACCGAGUCUUGCUCCCUGCUUUGGGACCCCUGGCCAUCAGGAACAUGUUCAACGAGAUGCACGAUAUCGCUUCUCAAUUGGUCAUGAAAUGGGCCCGUCAGGGCUCCGAUACAAGAAUCCACGUGACGAAUGAUUUCACAAGACUGACUUUGGACACGCUUGCGCUGUGCGCCAUGGAUUACCGUUUCAACUCGUACUACUCGGAGCAGAUGCAUCCUUUCGUUGAGGCCAUGGCAGAUUUCCUCAAAGUCAGUGGAGACCGAGCGCGUCGGGACGGCAUUACCCAACUUUUCUACCGGACCGAAACAGCACAGUAUUGGGAAAAUAUUGAGCUUAUGAGGAAAACCAGCGAGUCCGUCAUUACGAAACGCAAGCAGAACCCUACCGAGAAGAAAGAUUUGUUAAACGCUAUGCUGAAUGGUGUGGAUGCUAAGACAGGAGAGAAGAUGAGCGAGUCUAGUAUCAUUGACAAUAUGAUAACCUUCUUGAUCGCUGGUCACGAAACCACUUCUGGGUUAUUGUCAUUUGUGUUUUACUUCCUUCUGAAGAACCCACAAGCAUACAAGAAGGCACAAGACGAGGUCGAUCAAGUAAUUGGCAAAGGAGCAAUCACAGUCGACCAUCUCACAAAAAUUCCUUACAUUAACGCAGUUCUUCGCGAAGCCCUCCGAUUGCAGCCUACAGCCCCAUCUAUUGGCCUUCAAGCUAAAGAGGAUUCUGUUCUUGGCGGAAAGUACGAGGUCAAAGCCGGCGUGCCCAUCCUUUGUCUUUUGGCGAAGCUUCAUCGCGACCCUGUUGUAUGGGGUGAAGAUGCCGAAGAAUUCCGACCGGAGAGGAUGCUCGACGAGGAGUUUGAGCGACGCAACAAAGAGUACCCCGACAACUGGAAGCCCUUUGGUAGUGGCAUGAGAGGCUGCAUUGGACGGCCAUUUGCCUGGCAAGAAGCACUGCUGGUAGUGGCUAUGCUCCUCCAAAACUUCAACUUUACCUUGGACGAUCCGGCAUACCAACUCCACAUCAAACAGACGUUGACGAUCAAACCGGAUGAGUUUUAUAUGCGAGCCUCCCUUCGCGAUCACAUGUCGGCAACUACUCUCGAGAGGGCCCUCGCAUCUGCCAGCCUGGACGAGCCGACUGGACAGACGCAGACUACGACAAGCAAAAAGACUGCUCAAGGGAAACCCUUGGCCGUCUACUAUGGCUCGAACAGUGGAACUUGCGAAGCCCUCGCGAACCGUAUCGCGAGCGAUGCUGGUAAUCACGGGUUUACUGCCGUCACAAUCGAUGUUCUCGAUAAAGCCAAGGAGAAUCUCCCCACUGACAAAGCUGUCGCUAUCGUCACCGCGUCUUACGAAGGUCAACCUGCAGACAACGCUGCUCACUUCUUCACUUGGCUCGACGGGUUGAAAGGCUCAGAGUUGGAUAAGGUUACGUACGCCGUCUUUGGAUGCGGCCACCGGGACUGGGCCACGACAUUCCACAAGGUUCCCAAAGCGAUUGAUGAAAUUAUGGCGGCAAGAGGUGCUGACAGGCUGGUGGAGAUUGGGACUGCUGACGCUUCUCAAGGUGACAUCUUCACUGAUUUUGAAGCCUGGGAGGAUAAGGUGUUUUGGCCGGCCAUGAAGGAGCGAUAUGGUAUUUCCGACGCUGUUGAUGGCGUCUUCGAAGCGACCUUUGACGUUGAUGUAUCGACACCCCGGUCUACAAUGCUUCGACAGGAUGUGCAAGAAGCAAAGGUUGAAGCCGUCGAGGUUCUUUCCGCCCCUGAUGUUUCUGAGAAGAGACACAUCGAGAUUAGCUUGCCAUCAGGCAUGCAAUACUCAGCAGGAGACUACCUAGCCAUCCUCCCCAUCAACCCCAAAGAAAACGUCGCUCGAGCUAUGCGACACUUUGGCCUCGCCUGGGACAGCGCACUCACGAUCACUUCCUCCAGCCCUACAACCCUCCCCUCAAAUGCCCCAUGCCCAGCCUCAGACAUUUUCGGCGCAUUCGUCGAGCUCGCCCAGCCAGCCACCAAGCGGGACCUCACCUCUCUCAUCGGCGCUACAUCCGACGAGCCCACCAAAAAAGAACUCACCCAUCUCCGCGACGAAGCCCUCGGUCCAGAAAUCACCGAGAAGCGCGUCUCUGUCCUCGAUCUCCUGGAGCGCUUCCCCACAGUCCAACUCCCUCUAAAAACAUUCCUACAACUCCUUCCCCCAAUGCGAGUCCGCCAAUACUCAAUCUCCUCCUCCCCGCUCUGGAACCCCUCAAACGUAACCCUCACCUACGCCGUCGUCGACCAGCCCGCCUACAGCGGCCAAGGCCGUUUCGUCGGCGUCGCCUCCUCGUACCUCUCGAGCCUCGCUCCGGGAGAUAAACUGCACGUCUCAGUCCGCAGCUCGCACCAAGCGUUCCACCUCCCCAAGGACGCAAAGAACGUCCCAGUCAUCAUGGUCGCUUCUGGAACGGGCCUCGCGCCCUUUAGAGGGUUUAUCCAAGAACGCGCUGCACAGCUCGCGGCUGGAAGGCCCCUCGCGCCCGCAAUGCUGUUUUAUGGUUGUCACGGUCCGAAUUCAGAUCUGUUGUAUGCGGAUCAGUUGCAGCGCUGGGCUGAUAUGGGGGCUGUGUCUCUGCGUCCUGCGUUCUCCCGCGCACCGGAGGAGUCAGAGGGAUGUAAGUACGUGCAAGACCGCGUAUAUCACGACCGUGUGGAAGCUAAGGCGUUGUUCGACGCGGGGGCGAAGUUGUUCGUGUGUGGGAGUGGGGAGGUUGGAAAGGGGGUUGAGGAGGUUUGUUUAAGGAUUGCGAGGGAGAGUAAGAUUGAGAGGGAUGGAGGGGAGGUUGAUGAGGAGAAGUUGAGGGCUUGGUGGGAGGGGCUGAGGAAUGAGCGGUUCGCUACUGAUGUUUUCAACUGAGUGGGAUGAAUUCAGGCUUGGAUGGAUGGAUGGACGGUAGAUGGGAACAUUUCCAUGGUAUUUCUUUUAGAUUCCCCGUGACAGAUGAUGGGAUACAAUCGAGUUUCUCCUUUCUUUCUAUCUCGAGUCGGUCUUCUUAUUGCCUCGCCUUUCUGUCUGUGCU